Molecule: messenger RNA, 577 nt
Organism: Suillus discolor
Lineage: Eukaryota; Fungi; Basidiomycota; Agaricomycetes; Boletales; Suillaceae
Exons: 3
Coding region: 37-546 (169 amino acids)
Source: RefSeq, a predicted model, not a curated record
GUCUCGAUUCUCGAACCUCCAUUGGACCCACUCGCCAUGCGGAAAUACUCUCCAGACGUCAGGCUUUCACAUUCGCUCAGCGUCCGCCGCUCCAGUGGUUUCACAGCACUAUUUACUCCUGAUGACGAAACGAAUCGUCGUAUCGAGACCCAGUCAGCCCAGAAGGCACAGGCGUCUGUGGAAGCGUUGGCCCCUAGCACUGCCACAACCUCUACGUCAGCCAAAAAAAGAAAAGUCUCACCCAAUCCCGCAUCGAUGACUGAGUUCAGAGAGAUCCUAGCCUCGCUGCAGAACCAGAUUGCGGAGAUUCGGGGAGAGAAUGAGACCACGAGAAAAACACACGCCGAGGACAUUGAAGCACUGAGAAAAGAACUGAGAAAAGUAAGUCGCCCGUCUUUCCGGCCACAAACCCUGACAACAAUCUCCACAGGUUACAAUGUUAAUAGUCCCUUUACAUCUUCGCGUCCUACUCGACCUUGCGCGCAAAAAAGUUCUGGGACACCUCGGCCACAAGACAUGGGACGACCUUCGCGCCUCCCACAGUAACGGUGUUGCCAACCUUGCAGAUGACAUCUUC